This is a messenger RNA of Calidris pugnax (ruff), 9052 nucleotides long. RefSeq names its product PITPNM family member 3 (gene PITPNM3). NCBI's taxonomy places the organism in Eukaryota, Metazoa, Chordata, Aves, Charadriiformes, Scolopacidae. The coding region runs from base 136 to 2988 and encodes 950 amino acids. Gene Ontology annotation, molecular function: phosphatidylinositol transfer activity; phosphatidylcholine binding; phosphatidylcholine intramembrane carrier activity. Gene Ontology annotation, biological process: phospholipid transport. Gene Ontology annotation, cellular component: cytoplasm. The record is from RefSeq and is a predicted model, not a curated record. The transcript is spliced from 20 exons.
AGUGCCAGAUCCUCCUCAGAAAGCCAAAAUCUCUGCACUGUGAAAGUAGAGUCUUUCAGAUGUGAUGCAGGCAGUCCACCUACAGUCGUUGCAGGAAAAGCUGGCCAGCGGCGAUUCAGUGGAGCUCAGUGGCACAUGCAGAACGUCCUCAAAGACUCCGUGGAGAGCUCUGAUGAUGAAUUCUUCGAUGCACGAGAAGAGAUGGUGGAAGGAAAAAGUGCCAUUCUUAUAGGCAUGAGCCAGUGGAACUCAAACGACCUUGUUGAGCAGAUAGAAACAAUUGGGAAGCUGGAAGAAAAUCAAGGUGAAGAGUCUGCAUUUUGUUCAUCUGGCUUUCUACAGGAAAAACAACGUGAAUUAUAUAGAGCCUCUUUAAGAAAACAAAGGUUCCCAGCACAAGGCAGUAUUGAAAUACAUGAGGACAAUGAGGAAGGAGUUCAACACCAAAACUGCAAAACUCAUGUACUAAUUUUGAUUCUACAUGGAGGGAACAUCUUGGAUGCUGGAGGUGGGGACCACAGCAGCAAAGUGGCAGACAUCAACACCUUCACCUCUGUGUUUGAGAAAGUGACCCGAGCCCAUUUCCCUGCUGCUUUAGGCCACAUCUUAAUCAGGCUUGUUCCCUGCCCAGCAAUCUGUUCAGCAGCUUUCUCUCUUGUUUCCAACCUAAAUCCCUACAGCUACGAUGAGAGCUGUCUCAGCAGCAGCGAAGAUCACAUCCCGCUGGCUGCCUUGCCCUUGCUGGCUGUUUCAUCCCCUCAGUACCAGGAUGCAGUUGCCAUGGUGAUUAGUAGAGCCAAUCAAGUUUACAAUGAAUUUCUCAAAUCCACAGAUGGGGCUGGUUUUAAUGGACAGGUGUGUCUCAUUGGUGACUGCAUUGGAGGAAUUUUGGGCUUUGAUGCCAUCUGCUAUAAUUCUAAUCCAGCUGAUGAGAGUCGGAACAGUAGCAGGAGAGGAAGUGUCAGCAGCAUUCAGGAUAAUCCCCCCGUAGCAGAGGACUGCAGUCUGGGUGGCAGCAAACGCCUGAGCAAAAGCAAUAUUGACAUCUUGGGGAUGGUGGAGGAUGAGAAGCCGAUGCCCAGGAAACAGAGUGACUCAUCCACCUAUGACUGUGACACUAUCAGCCAGCAUCAUGCUUUCCUGACCAGCAUCCACUCUAAUGUAUUGAAAGAUGGUACAGACUUUCCUCCUGUGGAUUCCAGUCUCUCAGAAGUAAACCUGGGCCGAUUUGAAUUCGAGGUGUCUGAUUUUUUCCUCUUUGGAUCACCGCUGGGCCUGGUGCUGGCCAUGAGGAGCACUGUUCUGCCUGGCCUGGCCGUGUGCCAGGUCCGCCCUGCCUGCAGCCAAGUGUACAGUUUCUUUCACUCUGCUGACCCCUCUGCCUGCAGACUUGAACCAUUGCUGGAGAAAAGAUUCCACCUCCUGCCCCCAUUCACUGUCCCACGCUACCAGAGAUACCCGCUUGGGGAUGGAAGAUCUUACCAGUUAGGUGAUGCUAUCCACAACCACAGUGCUCUGUUCCUUGAGAACAGCUCUUUGAACAUACCUUUCUCUCAGGAGAGCCCUGGAUCUCCAAACGCAUCUGAUCAACCACAAGGAAAAACAAGAAAGUUGAGCUUGGCCAGCACAAACAGUGAAAACUCAGGGUCAACGGAAAGCUUGCCAUCAGCAGACCUCACCAACAUUACUGCAAAGUGGUGGGGAACAAAACGAAUAGAUUAUGCCUUGUAUUGUCCAGAUGUGCUGACAGCCUUUCCAACCGUGGCCCUGCCACAUCUCUUCCAUGCCAGCUACUGGGAAUCAACAGACGUUGUGGCCUUCAUUUUAAGACAGGUGAUGAGGUAUGAAAAUGUAAAUUUCAAGGAAAAUGAUAACCUGGAUCCAGCAACAUUAAGUCCAUCCAAUCCACGAGAAAAAUGGCUGCGCAAAAGGACACAUGUCAAAUUAAGAAAUGUGACUGCUAAUCACCGAGCUAAUGAUGUCAUUGCAGCAGAAGAUGGUCCUCAGGUACUAGUUGGGCGCUUUAUGUAUGGACCUCUGGACAUGGUAGCUUUAACAGGUGAAAAGGUUGAUAUCUUCAUAAUGACUGAGCCGUCUUCCGGUAGGUGGGUGUACUUUGACACAGAGAUAUCCAACAGCAGUGGCCGGAUAUCCUACAGCAUACCCAAGCAGAAGAGGCUGAGAGUUGGUGUGUAUCCCAUCAAAAUGGUGGUCAGAGGCGACCAGAGCAGCGCCACAAGUUACCUGACUGUGCUUCCCCGGGGAAUGGAAUGUGUUGUGUUCAGUAUUGACGGUUCGUUUGCAGCAAGUGUUUCAAUUAUGGGAAGUGACCCCAAAGUCCGAGCUGGGGCCGUUGAUGUUGUCAGGCAUUGGCAGGACCUGGGAUAUCUGAUUAUCUAUAUUACUGGCCGUCCAGAUAUGCAAAAACAACGUGUGGUUUCAUGGUUGUCUCAACACAACUUCCCACAAGGGAUGAUCUUCUUCUCAGAUGGACUUGUUCAUGACCCACUGCGACAAAAGACCAUUUUUCUCCGGAAUCUCAUGCAAGAGUGCCACAUCAAAAUCUGUGCCGCAUAUGGUUCCAUGAAGGAUAUUUCUGUGUACAAUGUCUUGGCUCUGUCACCAUCCCAGAUCUACAUAGUUGGACGAUCAACAAAGAAAUACCAGGCACAGUGUCAAUUCCUCAGUGAAGGUUACGCAGCCCACUUGGCCUCGCUGGAGUUCAGUCUCCAUUCACGACCCAAAAAGAACAACUCUCGGAUGAUCUUGAGAAAAGGCAGCUUUGGCCUCCACUCCCAACCAGAGUUUUUGCGCAAGAGAAACCAUCUCCGCAGGACUAUGUCUGUGCAGCAGCCCGACCCACCUUCCUUGAACCCCAAGCCAGAGCGUGCCCAGAGCCAGCCCGAGUCAGACAAAGAUCACGAUAGGCAUUUGCCCUCCAUUGUCUGGGUUCGAGGUGGAGUUCACAAAUUUGAAUCUGUCCCCUAGGAAGCUUGGGAAUAUAGAUCUUAGGUGCACCCCAUUCAACUUGUAGGCAUGUCUCAAAGAUAGUAUUUAGGCAGCUUCAAACUAAGAGAUGUAAAGGGGAACCUGUACCUCAGAGUCUUCCCUGCUCUGGAUUCUGCCUUCUUACACCAACUGGGGAACUUCCAGUCUGUUCCUCUUGACGUGUUUAUUGGGAAAUUUUAAAACAAUCUAAAACUAUUGCAAGUGCUUAUAACAUCCAAGCAACAAGAAAUAUCUUCAGUUAUUUUUUACAACAGAUAUAAUAAAAUGUGCAAUAAGAGAAAAAGCUGUAACAGGCUGAUUUUACUCAGAGUGAUCGUGGUAUCAGCUAACUAGCUGCACCAAAAGCAGUAUAAGGAGUAGGUCCAAUAGGUUACAGAGAAGGUUUACACUUCAGACGUUGAAUAGUUAUAUCUGUUUCCACUUCACUUUGGAUAAAGGGAUAGACUUGCAAGGGAAGCAGAGGUGGGAACUACAGUAAUGGGGGGUCAAGAUUUGUACAGCAAGAUGCUUUUUGGGUGCCUUAAACCCAAGAUUUGCUUUCAGCGUAUAGUGCUGUCAACAGACCCCAGCAUGAGACCUCGUGUUUGUGUGAGGUGCUGAACGUGGAGUAAAUGGGAGAACUCCACUGGUGAACCAAAUCAUAAAAACUUCAUUUUAGAAAUAAAUGUGUCUGCCACAGUUUGAAGCAGUUAGUGUUGCUGUUUACGAAGUAGUGUGCAAGUAUACAAAAAUCACAUUGUUUUGUGGAACUUGGUGACUGCAAAAUGUGUGGGCUACUCACACGGAGAUCGCUCUGACCAUCUCGGUCUGAGAGACAGAUCCUAGGACGGUGAGCUAAAGGGAGCCCGUUUACUAAGGGAUCUACAAACUUCAGAGCAAUCACUUUUUUCAUUACUCUGAUUAGAAUCUUUACACUGGAGAAAAAAAGUAAUGGAAUUCCUAUGGGUAAAUUGUUUACUUUCUCAUGCUUUAGAGCAACUGCUGUGUUAAGACAAUCUGUAGCAUUCAGAAGUACAGCAUUUGAGCUUCAAAGAAUGGACAUGCCAAAUUACAGGUGCCAAAUAGACAUUUUCCUGCUGAUUUAAAUUUUUAUCAAAUCUCUCAAUGAAUUUAUGAGAAGUAAAAUGUGUGAAAUUUUCCCCAAGUGGUAAUAUUUCUAAAGUGCUGUAGUUAGUUCAACAUAGUAGCAGGUGUCAGAUUCUUCAUGCAGCUACUUCCACUGCACUAACUUCACCAAGAGAACUUUAAUGACUGAACCGAAGCAUGUUUUAAAACCUGCAAUGAAAUGACAAAUGCACACAAAUCCCCUUUUCUUUAACAAUUAAAACAGGGCUAUUGACAGAGAAAGCUUGAAGUCAAUAGGAAAAUUCUUUUUCAGGUUGGUUGGUUUAAUUUUGGGGAAUGGGGGUGGAGAGGGUGUCAUGCCUUUCCGCACCUCCCAUUCCCUGCCUCACUUUCAGGUUUUCCAGGUCAGUAGUUAGACCAGAAACAGUCUUGCAACAAGUCUUUGGUUAAUGAUUUUGAAUGUUGACAUGUAAAGCAAACAAGAAAUGCAAUGGAAAACUAUUAACAGUGCAGAAGUAAACCUAAGUCUUUACUCCCUAUUCACCCAAAAGUUUCAGUAUGAUCUUUGAAAAGCAUAAUAAUGUGGCUUUUGCCUUAAAAAGCAAGUAGCUUAUAAACGGAGAUCUUUGAUUUAUUUUUUUAGACAUUACUUGGCAAGAUCAUCAGUUAUCUAUUUCAAACUUCUUGAUAGAUCUCUGGCACAUCAGUAAUUUGUUUUUAUAAUGCUUCCCUUAAGGGAAGGGGUAAUCUCUGCUGAAGAUUUAGGAAAGAUAUUAAGUUUGGUAGCUCACACUAAUUGGGAGCAGGUAACUACAUUACAGGGGAACGGGUUUUAAUGCUCUGUUGCCAAGUCAGCCAGCUACCAAAGCUAAAUGAAAGAUACCCACAAACUACAUUGAAGCAGUCUUCAGGUUUACAGAUGCUUCCCCAAUAGCAUCACACCUAGUUCUUUAACCUACAAAUUUGGAGGAAAUAUUCUGUGUUCUGUCUUGGCCCACUGUGUCUAUUAAUUCUAAUCAGAGAGUCUUUCUCUCCUCGCAUCCUCCACAGCGAGGAGGAGCAUCUCCCUCCCUCAGUUCACUGUUAAUGUGCUCCUGAUUGUGAGCUUUAAAAAUGCGCGGGAAUCCAAGGCUUGGGAGGUCACUAAGCAAAUUUUAAAUUUGCUGAGGGGACCUAAAAGCAACGCUGAUGAACCACAAAGUUCUUUUUAAGCACUGGGUGUUGUGUAUCGUGUCUCCUGACAGUAAUCACUGUUGCUGCUGCAAAGUUCAAAGCUAAUGUUGCUUUAGCCGUCUACCUCUCUCAUCCAAGAGACUCCAAAAUCUAUUUUUCAUUUUAAGUUGCUGUAGUAGAAAGGCCUGCUUCCUUUCAGAAGAGGGAUCUGUGUGUAACUCUGUGACUAUGUUAAAGGAACUAGUGUCUGAGUAGAAGGUUGAGAAAUCUCCUAGGUUGUUAUGGUCUGUCUUACUCUUGCAGACACAAUGCCAUUUUGCAGGGUACAAUGUCAUGAAAAUUCUGAUUUUGUGUAUUUAUAUUAAUAACUGGGUCACCUUUGCAGUAGUCACUCUGCUGGCUUCUCUUAAGAACGGUAUGAGUUAAUAAUAGUAGUAAAACAAAUGCUAGUGUAUGUGUGCAUGAUUUAGAGUGGUCACGAUUUCGAAGUUUCUACACGUGAUGUAGCUAAAAAUAUUAAGCUAAAAAUAUCAAACUAAAAAUAUUUUCCCUAACUUUGUUACCUUCAAUAUACGAGAGCUUAUGUGGCCUUUGCAUAAUUCCAAGACUACUUAUUGCUCAGGGAUAGAAUGGUUUAACUCCUGAUCACAUGCCUCCAGCUGAGCACGUUGGCACACAAUGAUACAGGCAUUAAGUUGGAGUUAAGGCUUCAUGCUAAUUAGGAGCCGAGCUUCUAAAACAUCACAUGCCAGAUAAAUUUGUUUGAAAGCACUAGUCAGUUGCGUCUGAAAUCGUAAAACAACUUCUGUUGGAGCUGAGAGUAUGAACAAGGUGUGAUUUCAGACAUCAGAUAUUCCAUGGUGCAGGCUGGGGACGUGUCUGCUGAACCGCUCUUGGGCUUUUUCCCUGCUGUGCCUAGGGCGAUUCCUGAGGUUUGCCUGGUGAUUCACAGGUUUUAUAGCAUAAUUUUCAAUCAUGUUUUGUCUCAGAACAUUUCCUUCUGGUCAGAAUUUUAGUUAUGCGCUUUGUCCAUGUGAAACUGCAUGCAGUGGUUCAUGGGCGUUCACUUUGCAAUUGGAUUUGUUUCGUUUGUGCUUUCCUGGAGGAUUAUCAAUCCUCCUGAGCAGACCCUUUGCUGAGGAUGAGCUUGACCCUGCAGUCGUCCUGCUCCUGCUGCCGGUCCUCUAUGCUGCGCUCUCUGUGCAGUCAGGGCUGACUGGGCAUUAGGGGCUGUGGAGGUGCAAAGCGCACAGGAAUGGGGGUGCUGGGGGAAGGCUGGUUACACCCUCUGCAGCUCCAGCACCUUUGGUGCCUCCCAUCUGUUACAGAAAAGCACAUUCUUUUAACCUGCUGAACAGAGGAAGCGAAGUGAAGCUGUAAAACAAACCUGCUGUUGCAGCAGGUGCAGCCCUAUGUCAAGGCAAAGCAGGGCACAGCUGGGAGCAUUUACUUCUUUGCUCUGUUGGUACAGAUCCAGCUUUAAAUUACUGUAAAAAAAAAUGGCUGUGAUUAAUAGCAGUGGUAGACAUAUCUGAGCUAUUGUGAAAACACACCUUCACAACUGUGGUGUUUUGGGGUUUCUUUUGUGUGUGUGUGUUUAUGUGUGUGUAGCUACUGGAAGACACCUUAAGUGAAGUCUUGGUUCUGCUUUCACAGCAAAUUUGUAACUGAUAUAUUUUAAAAAAAUAAUAUUAAAUGGCUGUUUAUUCAAUUUUGUUGUCUAGUUAGGUACGUUUGAAAAAAGAUAUCAUUGUAUAAAGAGUGCAGAAUAUUCCACAGACCUGAAUAGUGAUGUUGAUCCAAAUCUGCUUAUUAUGAAUAACUUUUGGUUUUUUCAAAGUGUUUAUGUACACUAGUGUUCUUGGAACAGAAUCUUGCUUGACCAAAGUACUCCUAUUUAGUUUUGUGGCAUGGUUUAUAGCUAUUCAGCAUAAAUUUUUGUUAGGUGUAAAAAUGACAUGGCAUUGAUAAUUCUUGUUCAUUGGGGUUCAUGAGAACUGCCAUUUUGAUAUGUUUUUAUGAAAAUAGUGUCUUAAUUCUUAGAGAUUACUUUCACCUAUUUCUCUAGUACCUGGGGAAGUCACUUCUAAACAGUUAAAACUUGCACUAGUUAUGUAGAAUUGGAACCAUCAGUAAACUAGAGGAAAAAAAUAUUACAUACCUUAAGCUAUUAAACAGAACGAUGGCGCUUUAUUUGGAAGUUCCACCAUUCUGCAAAUUAGCCUUUGUUUGCCGUUAUUAGUGAUCAAGUUUUCCCACAUACAUUGUAGUCUUUAGGGCAGGGCACUGCCAGUGUGUGUAUUUAAGCAAAUCUCCAAUAUUUAGAUCUAUAGUAUCAUCAUGGACUUCAUGGAAUAAACUUAGAAGGGAAAAAAAGACAUUUUUCCUUCUUUCUGUAUUGUUUCCUGUCUUAAACUUGCUAAAAACUUUGCUUAUGAGCAUUUUUAAUAGUACUUGAAAUCAAUCAGUAUUUUCAGUUUUUAAAAUGUGCAAGUGCAACAACUGUUACUCGGUAAAUAGGAUUUUCCCCAGUUUCCCCCCCGCCCUUGCCAUCUAAGCCACAGAAAGGUGAGUAAAUCAUAAAAAUACUAGAUGGAAUAUGGGCACCUUUUAAUAAGCUCAUUGGCUUAAUAACAGAGAGGAGAGAUUGUACCUGCAAUUUCAUCAUAUUUCUGAUUAGAGCUUGAAAUGUGGGAUCUGAAAUCAAGAUUUCUGUGUUGAAUUGUUCGUUUUAGGCAUGCAGGGGAGAAAGUGGCACUUUCCAUCCUCAUCUGGAGCUGGUACAGGAUAUAAUUCCCAUAGACACCAAACUUUCCAACUUACCUCAGCUUUUCCAAGAGCAAUGAUUGCUCAUGGUCUGUGUUCAUAGCUUCAGAAGAAAUUCUGGGUUUAACAAGGUAAUUUGACUUCCAUGAUGUUUAAUAACCCAAGUGUAAAUAUAAGUUCCUACAGAUUAUCCUCAAUUCAGUCCCCAUAGAAAUGGUGGUAAUAACACAUUUUUCUGGAUGAAAAGAACUCUUUUUUUUUUUUUUUUUUUUAAAAAAAAAAAAAAAAAAAGGAAAUGGCCUGGAACAGCUAGAAUCCUGUGCCAUGGACUCUGGAAUUGAAGUCAGGUGUUGGUAUUUCCUCUUUCCCUCAUUUUAGUUCAAGACCAAGGAAAGGGGAUUACAGUUUACCCUUUAUUUGUAUUUAUCUCAAUAAACUACCUUUGAAACUGGAUAUAAUUUGGUGGGGAAGAGAGGAAGGACAUGAAACAAAUCUGACAGCUCAUUUCUCUCUUGUAAGGAAGUACAGCACUUACUGGGGGGAGAGGCAGGCGUACUGUGAUGUCUUAGGAGAUAGUAUAUACCUGAGAUUACAAGGUUGAAACGUAAUUCACAGAUUGCAAGCUUUAAAGAUAAGGUUAUUCUGGGAGGACUGGUGUAGGGCCCAGAAUGGCAGUCCUCUCACAGAACCCCAAGCCUUCUGCAUAACUUAUUUUUCUAUUUGAGGGGGAUGGAAGGGGGCAGUCCACUUACAACUGAAUUCAUACAAGGAAACUUGAAAUUGUACAUGUUCUUUCAGUCUAUAGUUUUAUUAAGUACGUACUUUGAAAUAUUGUUUGUCAGUGAGAAGGUUCUAUCUGGUGACAAAUGUUUAUAUUUCUUAUGGCUGCCUUGUAAAGAUUCAGAAGUGUACAAUAAUGAAUUUCUUAAUAUGAAAUAAGGAGUUAAGAUUUCUACAACUGGUAUAGAUUUUGAUGUGAGCUGGUUUUUAAAAUCUUAUAAUAGACUACUCACUUAAAUAAAAAUUUCCUUGCCUUUAA